AUGACCGAAGUCGCUGCCUCGAAGAAAUUUGCAUUACUUGCCACGGGCGGCACCAUCGGAACUAAGGCCAAAAACCCUGACGAUGUAGAUUACGGCUCUGUUGGACACGGUGAAUAUGUUACACUCGAUCAACUCCGGAAGAAUACCGGGAUCGAUGAAGUUGCACGAGAGCUCGGUGUCGGCAUCCAGCCUGAGAAAUUUGAAUCCAUCGAUAGUACUGCGGUCACCUCCAAAGUUUGGAACGAUAUUGGUCAAAGAUGCGAAGGGUUGUCUAGAGACAAAGAUAUCAAGGCCAUCAUCAUCACCCAUGGAACAGCAAGCCUUGAAGAGACUGCAUUCACUCUAUCUAUGGUCUUGAGACUGAGGACUCCAGUCAUCGUCACUGGUUCCAUGAGCCCCUUGAAUGGAACAUCCUCAGAUGCAUCGGCCAAUCUCAUCGCCGCGUUCCGCGUGGCUGCUUACAUGUCCAACCAUGAUUAUGAGGGGGUUUUGGUGGUGUUGAACAACGAAAUACAUCUGCCCCGUUUUGUCACUAAAACUCACACCCAGAAUCACGACGCCUUUAAGUCACCAAAUUUCAAAUCCAUCGGUCGCAUUAUCAAGGGCGAAGUCAAAUUCGACGAGAUGGAACCGCCAAAGCUUCCCGCAAAUCUUGGGUUCACUGUCCAAAUGCUUGCCAACGCUCCGCGCGUCGACAUAGUGUGCAGCUACGUGGGUGCUGAUAGCGUGGGCAUCGACGCGUAUGUCAAGGCUAGAGCAAGGGGGAUCAUAUCCAUGGGCUUUGCGCCUGGACUAGGAACACCGGCAGAGAAAGUUGGGCUUGAUGUUGCCAUUAAAGGUGGCUGUGUGGUGGUUCAGUCGGUACGAGUUUUAUCUGGGAAUGUUACCGACAGUGAAGACCACAAGAAGAUGGGCAUCAUUUCUGGGAACAACCUCAGCCCCUGGAUAGCGAGAAUCGUUGUCCAACUUGCGAUUAGUAAGAGCGAUGAGACUAAAGUGGAUGUCAAAGACAUACUCUGUGAGGCGUUCAGAAAUCUUUAG
Messenger RNA from Colletotrichum paranaense, 1041 nucleotides. RefSeq names its product asparaginase. Bases 1 to 1041 code for a protein of 346 amino acids. The record is from RefSeq and is a predicted model, not a curated record. The transcript has a single exon. Gene Ontology annotation, molecular function: asparaginase activity. NCBI's taxonomy places the organism in Eukaryota, Fungi, Ascomycota, Sordariomycetes, Glomerellales, Glomerellaceae.